This is a messenger RNA of Perkinsus marinus ATCC 50983, 864 nucleotides long. RefSeq lists its product as hypothetical. The record is from RefSeq and is a predicted model, not a curated record. The transcript has a single exon. NCBI's taxonomy places the organism in Eukaryota, Perkinsozoa, Perkinsida, Perkinsidae. The coding region runs from base 1 to 864 and encodes 287 amino acids.
AUGUCUGACGAGGCUCGUCGUGUGCUAGAACAAGGAUACGCGCAGACGAAAGCUGCGACGGCCUCGCCGGAUUAUGGUGCAUUGAAUUUGGUCAGAACGGCCAAUGCGAAACUCGGCUACAUUAGUCCUGACCUCCUCCCCGAUGUGAGAGUCCUGAACAAUAUGAUUAAGUCGCCUGCAGCUUACGUUGAAUUCAAGAACUUCGACGAGUCCCAUGCAGGGACGGCAACGAAGCAACGCAUCCGGCCCACGGUAACUGGGUCAGUAGUAGUGGUUUUAGAGGAGGUGAAAGAGGGCAAGGACAAAGAGAAUCCUACCCCCAGGUUCAGCAUGGGCAAGUGGAUGAUGCAGUUCGCCAGAUAUUCAACUGCACUUAUGGUUGUAGAUCCUGAGUGCGCUCAGAAUAGCACCGUAUUUUCGAGGUAUCAACUAGAGAUUGGCUAUUUGGCUGAUGAGUCCUCUUGUCGCGAUGCUCUUGAGGCCGACGCUAAGCAUCGAAGGUCUAUCUCGAAGCGAGUUAUGUCGGGUAUUCCUCUGUGGAGCUGCUUUACCGAGGGUCAGUUCAGAAGUUUCUUUGAUAGAUGCUUAUCUGAGGCCGCAGGGAGGAAAGCGUAUCGAGAUGCUGCAACUCCUUCCUGGAGUUAUAAGGGUAAAGGAUACGGUAAAGGCUCUGGAAAAGGCGCUGGCAAAGCAAUGAGCAAGAGCGGCAAGGGCCGCAAGGGUGGUUCGAUGACAUCCUGGUCAUCUAGCGACAACUCAUCUUGGCAUCAAACUUGGGGUCCGAAGGAUCAGAAUAUCAAGAGAGGGUCCGAAAGCUACCCUCAGGCUAGUGCCGCCAAGAAGACGAAGGCCGAGGGACACUGA